Messenger RNA from Melitaea cinxia (Glanville fritillary), 708 nucleotides. RefSeq lists its product as uncharacterized. The record is from RefSeq and is a predicted model, not a curated record. NCBI's taxonomy places the organism in Eukaryota, Metazoa, Arthropoda, Insecta, Lepidoptera, Nymphalidae. Bases 1 to 708 code for a protein of 235 amino acids. The transcript is spliced from 5 exons.
AUGGCGUACACGCGUGCCGCGCCCACGCUGCUGCUGCACACCAACUUGCUCCUGAUGUUGUUCGCGGGCGCAAUUCUGUCGACGGCAGCGCGGUUGAAAUGGGACCCCACGGUAUACGUCGUGGCGCGCGAGCUGUUCCCGAUGGAGUACCGCUCCGCCGCAGCCGUGCUGACCACCGCCGGGUUCACCAUGCUACUGCUGGCACAGCUGGCACUCGUCGCGCUCAGCAGCACCCGCCCUGACUUGCGACGCGGACUACUCAUAUUGUUCGCGGCAGUCACGGCGGUGGUACUGUGGUGCGAGGCGGCGUGGGUGGGCUGGUUAACGCUACGGAUAUUACGCUGGACACGCGGCGCGCCAGCGGCCGAGAUGCGGCACGCUGUGCAGGUCACCGACCACCUGGGGCCGCUGCUGGAGCACCUCGCAUACUACAACCCGCUGCCCGAGAAGGUCCACCAAAUCAUACGGGAAGCGAAGGCUGAUCUCCCACACAAUCUGUAUGUUCUGGGCUGCGCGGCGGGUAUCAUGGUGGUGCUGCAGGCAAUGUCGGCUGUAUUGGCACUGCUGGCGGCGCGGGGCACAAAGAGGCUGCGAGCACCCAGCAUCGCCUACAGCACCGUCACCACCACCACGCCGCUGAGGAGGGGCGGCGCGGAGAAGGCCCCGCUGCGGGCCGUGUACCGGAACGGGCGCCUCGAGGUGCUGUGA